UUCCAACAGUAGGAAGCUAAGAAUUAAGAUGCAUCAUGCAUAUUUGGUUCCCGCCUUUGUCUUUGAUAUUUGUGUACAUACGUAGAGUGUAGACCACUUCCACAAAAACUAGAAGUUUAAAUUUGCAAACAAACAAAGACCUUGACUGACUAAUUAAGUACACAAGUUAACUUUCAUACCUUAUUUUCCCCAUAGAAAAUAUCACUAACCAUGCAUAUUAUAUAAACCUAUAACAUCUCUUGAUAAAUUAGCCACAAAUUAAAACAACCUUAUCUUUCCCAACAUCAUGCUUACUUUCACUAACAUCUUCCUACUAUUGCUAAUAAUAUCCUCACUAAUCUUUUCAUCAAUCCAUGCUAGAAACUUAGUUUCUUCCAAUGGUGUCUUCAAGCUCGAUCUCAUUCAUCGCUAUUCACUACUUUCUCCUUAUUACAACUCUUCAUUAACGCUAAAUGAGCGCCUAAAGAAUGCACCCUUAGGCUCAAUCUCUCGUGGCCAUAACAUUCACCUCUCCACAUCGUACUAUAAUACUUCAAAUGAUGUUAAAUUAUCAGCUUUGAUCCCAAAUGGCGGGGAUUACCUCAUAAAAAUUUCGGUUGGUACGCCGCCAGUUGAAUUCAUAGCUACUGCUGAUACUGGGAGUGAUCUUAUAUGGAUCCAAUGUUCACCUUGUGACACUUGCCUCUCAAAAGAAACUCAAUCAUUCGAUCCUACAAAAUCUUCCACCUAUAAUGUAAUCCCUUGCACUUCUUCUAGUUGCAAUAACUAUAUAGAUCUUACAAGUGGUUGUGCUAAAAGUAGCAAAAUGGACUCAUCAUCGCCGUGUGUUUACUAUUCUUCCUAUGGAGAUGGAACACAAAGUAGUGGCAUCUUAGCCAUGGAAACUAUUAGCCUUCCUACUUCUGACGCUACAUCAAAGAGUCUUCCUUCCUCAGUUUUCGGGUGUGGGUUCGACAACCAAGACCAAAGAGGCGACCAAAUGGAUGGUAUUGUCGGGCUUGGCCAAGGCCCGGCUUCAUUGAUUUCGCAACUUGGUUCAAAUAUCAACUACAAGUUCUCCUACUGCUUGGCUCCCCUAUCUUCCGAGGUGACUAGCAAGCUAACCUUCGGAGCUGAUGUAACCGGGCCUGGAGUAGUGUCUACUCCUUUUAGAACUCUCGCCGGCGUCGGGUCUCCGGUGUCCGACCAACGCCUGGUACUACAACUUGUCGCUGGCCUCACCGAUGCAUAUGACAACGUUGCAUCGCUUAUCCAACAACGGGAUCCUCUGCCGCCUUCUACACCGCCCGCUCCAUGCUCACACUCGAAGAAUCCCGUAAGUCACAGCAGCUUUGUUCAUCCUCUAAUGCUCUUCUAG
Molecule: messenger RNA, 1357 nt
Organism: Beta vulgaris subsp. vulgaris (sugar beet)
Lineage: Eukaryota; Viridiplantae; Streptophyta; Magnoliopsida; Caryophyllales; Amaranthaceae
Product: aspartic proteinase CDR1-like
Exons: 2
Coding region: 287-1357 (356 amino acids)
Cellular component (GO): extracellular region
Source: RefSeq, a predicted model, not a curated record